AUAUCGAACAAUCAUGAAGAUGUCACAGGGCUCAACUAACGUGAUUGUUUGGGAGUGGAUGAAUGAAUUUGGACGGUGGAGACCAUAUGAACCCAACGUUACACAAUACAUAGAAAUUGCCUAUCAAAAUAAUUCUAAUCAAGUAAACCUGAGUGCAGCCGACAGCUCCUUAUCUUCAUACGCCAUCGAUUUUGUCACCACUUGCCAGAUACGACUUGGAACAGGAACAGCUAGGCCUAUUAGAAGAAGCACAUACCCUCCAUCGAGUCUACCAGGAAAAGGCAUUGUUUGGCAGUGGGAGGGGGAUGUUAGGGGUCAGUGGCACAUAUACGACAUGGAGGUUGGGUGCUUGAUAGAAGAUUACUAUUCACAGACUCCCCGAACUAAUAUAUUUGACCUGUCAAAAUCGGCUUUGAAACUUCCAUAUCAUAUAGAUUUUAGCAAAAUGAUUCAAAUAAGAAUUGAAACCGGACGUGUCAGAAAAGUUCGCAGAGCAACCACAAAGCUAGCUUACCCAUCAGGCAUGUCUGGAAAUGGAACGAAUUCACCACCUCAACAUUCCUCAGUUUCCACUGCGAGUACAAGUAGUAAUGGUGCUACAAGUUACUCUUCUAAAAGUCCUGCAAAAAGUUCUGGGACAAGUCCAAGUCCUGCCAAAAAAUUUAAAUCUGGACACACAAACUCUCAGGCUGCCACAGCACCAAAUCCUACUGGUGCCGGAACAUCUAACAACUUAAUUAAUUUUAAUCCUAGUGCAGUAUACACCACAGCUAGUCAAAGUUUUAAUCAUGUGACUCCUAAUUUUGGAAACACUUCAUCUAGUCAGAAUUCUAAUCAAGCAAAUAUAGCAUAUGGAAGACGGCUAACGAGGAGUUUCGUCAAUGCUAAUUCAAUGCCUCAAAACAUGGCCAAUCAAAUGCCUCAAAACAUGACCAAUCAAAAUGUUAGUCAUAUGGGACAUGGAAAUAGCAACAUAGGACAAAAUAACAAUACAUUUCCAAACUUUACACCUAAUAUGACAAUAAACCCCUCAAGUCAGUAUCAAAGUAUGCCACAAAUGGGCAUGGCUGGAAAUAUGAACAAUAACAUUGGUAACAUGCAACCAUCAAAUUUUUCAAUGGGACCAUCAAAUGCAGUGGGGCCAGCAUUUUAUGGUGGACCAGCUAUGUCAGCUCCAUAUGGAAUGUUUCCAGUGCAUCAUGGGUUACCUGGUGGAAGCAUUGUAAAUAUGGCUCGAAGUGGCCAUCCUGCAGCAUCCAGUGGCAUGACAUAUCCAUCAGGUUCCAGUAAUGCAGUAAGAUCUGGUUCACAACAUUUAGACAUACCAGAAGAAGCUAAAAUUCCUAACAUUGUUUCUAGGCAAAGUAAAAAACAAGGUAAAACAUCAGAUACAGAGAUAUUUGAACAGUUUACAGAAGUGAUACAACAGCCUCCUGCUGACGAGGACUGUUGUAUAUGUUGUGAAAAAUUGAGUCAUGCCUCAGGAUAUGGAGAGGGUCAGAUGGAAAAUCAUGUUGUUUAUCAACUCAAUAAAUGUAGUCACAUGUUCCAUAAGUUGUGUUUAAUAGCCAUGUAUGACAGUGGUUCCAAGAAUGGUAGUAUGCAGUGUCCAGCAUGUAAGACAAUUUAUGGAGAGAAACAUGGAAAUUGUCCAAAGGGUGUGAUGGAGUACUGUAUAAUGUCCCAGGCAUUACCUGGGUUCCCAGACAGUCAGACAAUCAGAAUAUUGUAUCAUAUAUCUCCCGGGGUACAGACACAGGAACACCCACAUCCAGGGAAGAGAUUUACAUGUAGGGGAUUCCCCAGAGUGUGUUUCUUACCAGAUAAUGAUGAAGGAAGAAAGAUAUUAAAGUUAUUGAUAGUAGCAUGGAAGAGGAGGUUAACAUUUACAAUUGGACAUUCUACUACAACAGGAGAGACUGAUACAGUCACAUGGAAUGAAAUACAUCACAAAACAGAGUUUGGAUCAAAUAUUUCUGGUCAUGGUUUCCCCGAUGACAAGUACUUUGAUAACGUCCUUCAAGAAUUAUCAGUUCAGGGGGUAACAGAAAAGGAUAUAUGACUUGAUUAUUCAGAGUUGUACGCAUUUGGUAUAUCAGUGAAAUCUGAUUACAUGAAAAUGAAGUCAUUUUGUUCUUUAUGUAGGUAAUACACUGAAUGAGAUCUUAGAGGAAAUAAUAUCAAAGCUCAUUGUUAACAUAAUGUAAAUGGUUGUAUUACUAUUAUAUUAAGUACCUUGACAAUAAAAAUUGUUUGAUCAUG
Molecule: messenger RNA, 2262 nt
Organism: Mytilus californianus (California mussel)
Lineage: Eukaryota; Metazoa; Mollusca; Bivalvia; Mytilida; Mytilidae
Product: E3 ubiquitin-protein ligase DTX4-like
Exons: 8
Coding region: 14-2062 (682 amino acids)
Biological process (GO): protein ubiquitination; Notch signaling pathway
Cellular component (GO): nucleoplasm
Molecular function (GO): ubiquitin protein ligase activity; zinc ion binding
Source: RefSeq, a predicted model, not a curated record